UGCACUGCAUUUAUCAACAAUGUCAUAUGCCAUUCAUUGGAUAAUAAUAAAAUCUUUUCAUCAGUAUUUAUAUUUUCCUGCUUCCUAAUUUUGUUCAUAUCUUGCCGGGAUGGUGUAGAGGGUAGGAUUAUGUACUUGAUGUCCGCUGUUUAAAGGAUAAACUGAACAAGUGUAUGAGUGAUCAGCCCAGUAUGAAGUCAAUGAUAGCAGUACUUGGCUGCUUAUUGUUAUUUGGUGUACCUGCAAUCAGGGGGACAGAUUCUUUGGAAUGUAACAGCUGUUCUAAUGCUGUCAAUAUACACGAAUGUGAAUCAACGGAAAGGUGCAAGGAAAGACAGGUUUGCUUCAAAAAGCGAGAAUUUACAAAUCAAGUCCAGUUUGACAUGGGAUGCGUAGACAAAGAGAGGUGCGGUAGAUACGCAACGGGUAAAAAUGAGUCGGAUAUCGUCAAAAUGAGCUCGGACAAGACAAGUUAUUGCUACGAAUGUUGUUCGAUCGACAGAUGUAACAAAAAUCUUUGUGAAUAUCCUCCCCAUUCCUUGUGCCAAGAUGACAAGUCGGUUGAUUGUGCUAAAUUGAACUCAAUGUUUAGUAUUUGCGAGAUAACAAGUGAAGCUAAGAAAAUUUGUCCAAGAUAUUGCGAUCUAUGUGAUCUAGUUGAUGGAAGUUGGUCUGUCUGGUCACCAUGGUCAUCAUGUGAUGUCACUUGCGGAAUAGGAUCUAUAUUACGUCACCGCUCAUGCACCAAUCCAGCACCACAAAAUGGCGGUCUUGACUGUCCAGGGAAAGGAAGCGAGCUUAAAACUUGUAAGCUGAAGCUAUGUCCAGUACAUGGCGGUUGGAGUUCAUGGGAUAUUUGGGGGAAAUGUUCAGCAACUUGUGGUGUAGGAAUGCGAACUCGUAGACGAUUGUGUACAAAUCCACGUCCACAGCGUUUCGGGGACCAUUGUUUUGGUGACAAUAUUGAAGAUGAAUUAUGUAACAAUGGAACUUGUGCAGUUAACGGUGGAUGGACUGACUGGUCAAAAUGGGGACAAUGUUCGGUUUCUUGUGGCGUCGGGCUUCAAAGUCGAAAUCGUUCUUGUACAAACCCAACUCCUGCCAAUGGCGGUCUACAUUGCAUUGGGCAAAACCUAAAAGAUAAUUUGUGUUACAAAGGAUUGUGUGCCGGAGUGUGGACAAACUGGAAUGAUUGGAGUGAAUGCUCUGUAAAUGGGUCAUCAGGAGUACAAACAAGAAACAGGACAUGCUUGAAAAUUUUAUUUAGCACUGAUUGCGAAGGACGUUUAACAGAAAAAAAGAAAUGUGACAUCCCAGAAACCUACACAGAUUGCUAUGAAAUAAAAGAGAUCACCGGUAUACGUCAAGAUGGAGUAUAUAAUGUAACAUUAUGGAAUUCAAAGCUGACAAUACCCGUGUUCUGUGAUUUUGAAACAGAUGGCGGUGGAUGGACGGUUUUUCAAAAACGUUUCAACGGAAGUAUUGAUUUCUAUAAGUCAUUUAUUGCUUAUGAAAGAGGAUUUGGUUCAGUUGACAGUGAAUUUUGGUUGGGCCUUGCAUAUAUUUACGAAAUGGUAUCACAAGGAAAAACGGAGUUAAGACUGGAUCUGACAGCUGCCGAUGGAACAUCUGUUUACGAAACAUUCCAGAACUUUCGACUGGGAAAACAGCCGUAUUAUACGCUUCAUAUUGACAAAGGAAUUGGAACUGCAGGUGAUGGAGUUUAUGGUUUGUCUUAUAAUAAUGGUAUGCACUUCACAGCUUUCGAUAAUGACCGGGAUACAUAUGUAGGUAAUUGCGCAGUCCUGGAUCGAGGUGGUUGGUGGUAUAACAGAUGUGGUAGUGCCAAUUUAAACGGAGAAUACGUUACUCCUGGCACCCAACAACCUAAGAGAGGAUAUGCUGGCAUGAUAUAUUACCCUUUUAAAAAACUAGAAUCGCUAAGAUCAUCUAGAAUGAUGUUUCGGCGUGUUAGACAAUAAAACAUCAUGUUAAGUUUUCGUAUGACGUUAGGGGUUCUACAGUAAUGAUGACCUGUACAUCGGAAAAUGGUUAACAAUGCAAACAAACAUGUUGCAUAGAAAGUCAUGGUAAUAUGGUAUCGCACUUAAAACUCACAAUAAAAAAUGAAAUCAGAAAUAAAGUUAAAAAAAAGAAUUAAAACUUUGAGCAAACAUAAACUCUUUUGAGUUGCAAAUAUAUUUUGAAAACCUGAAUAAAGUAACGAAUUAAAGCAGCGUUCUGAUUGAAUUGUGUUUAAGUAUCUGCAUGUUCAUAACUAAAUAUCAAUACAUUUGGUUGAAACUAAAUAGCUUAACCAGAAAAAUGUUAUUAACCUUUAGAAUUAUUUGACUUCACAAAGCGUAUAUUUUCAUUAUCUGUUUUCAACGUUGAUAUACUAGUAUAUAUAUUAUUUAUACUUGGCAAAGUUCUUUCUUCAUUUUCUUUUGUUAACCAGUGCUAAGUUAUAAGACUUGGUCAAGCGUGUUUUUGUUGUUGUUGUUGGUGGUGUUGUUAUCGUUGUUAUUUUUUUGUUGUUGAUAUAUAUAGAUAUGUUAGACUUUUUUCUUUCAUUUCCUUGAAGAAAUGUUCAAAAUUACUAAACUUGGUUAACGUAUUCUUUCAUUUUCUUUUGCAAGUGUGUAAAAGCACUAUACUUUGUAAAACGUUUUCUUUCUCUUGUUUAUGUGCAAAAUCAUUAGUUUUACAUUUUUUAUGUUUUAUUUUAGAUUUACUGUUAUUUGGUCUAAUUAUUUUUUUGUUAAAUGCUUUCUGACUGGCGUUCAUGAAAUUAUAUACAAUGUCAUAAACAAAAUGAUCAGUUUGUUCUUGUAAAAUUAAUUUUUGUUCUUUAGACUUAUUCACUUCAUAUUUUACCUUAUCUUUAUCAAUAUUUCUUGCAUAUUCAUCACUAUUAUGUCCAUUGUUCCAUAGCCGUUUAAUGUUUUAUUGGUGUUUGUAUUUCUUUCACCAGUAUUUAUUCUUCUUGUUUGUAUAUUAUUUUGAUUGAAAUUCAAUAGUGAAACAUUUUCAGUGAAAACAUGUUCAAUGAUUUCAAACAAUCCUAUUGAGUAGAUAAUGUAAUCAAUUGUGCUUUUUCCUUAAAAUGUUCUUUAAGUAUACCUUAAGGAACAUAAAAUAGUUCGUGCUGGUAUUUCAUUAUUAUGAAAGAGUAAUGGAAUAAGUUUAAAAUUGCAUAUAAGGUAAAGCUUUCAAAAUGUAAGUUAAAUUUGUUUGAUCGUUUUUAUUAGUUAUGAUGUCACAUAACUUUUAGCUUUACUAGUGCCCCUUCGUACAAUAGUUCAGUCAAAGGAGGGCAUCUAUUGUAAAUUAAAGUACUAAUAACAUAUUCAUGCUGUCAUAAAACUAAAUGAAUACUAAUUAGAAUUGACAUCGUUAUGACAAAGUUUAAUACAUAAUAUAUUUAUUGAAAAACACACUGCUAAAAGUAUAAGUGCAGACAAUAUUAGAUAUAUCAAAUAUACAGAAAAUAUAAUCGCUUUAAUUGA
Molecule: messenger RNA, 3509 nt
Organism: Ruditapes philippinarum (Manila clam)
Lineage: Eukaryota; Metazoa; Mollusca; Bivalvia; Venerida; Veneridae
Product: thrombospondin-2-like
Exons: 15
Coding region: 174-1982 (602 amino acids)
Source: RefSeq, a predicted model, not a curated record